AUGAUAACUAUUCCUUGGUGGAUAUAUAAGCUAACCAGCAGAAACCCGAUAGCAAAUGCCAAGAAUAAUCAACCUCUACCCACAGUCGGCAAGGUAAUGAUGAUAUAUGGAGGUAAUAAUACCCUCUACGAGAGGGCCAUCGAGACCCAUCAGGAACAUAGUCGCCGACUGGGGUAUCCGUUGUUCAUCUUGCAGCGGGAGAUUCUCGACGGCGUAUGGAACAAAUAUGCUAUUCUUCUUUCGGUGCUAUUGCAAGAACUGGCAAAGCCGUCAGACCAACGACUACAAUGGCUAUUUUGGUUCGACAGCGACACAGUAGUCAUGAACCCGCACAUGAAACUCGAGACCUUCCUACCGCCCGUUGAGGCUGACCACGUCCACCUACUCCUCACCAAAGACUGGAAUGGAAUGAACAACGGCGUCUUCCCGAUUCGUGUGCAUCCGUGGUCUGUCCAGCUUCUCUCUGCCGCGCUCGCCUACCCCGUUGUGAAGCCAGAGGUGUUCCUCUUCUGGCCUGACCAGUCAGCACUCGCCAACGUCCUGAACGAGAACGAACACUUCGCCCGGUCAGUGGUGUACUGUCCGCUGCGAUGGUUCAAUGCCUACAUGAGAUCACCGGACGGCGAAUCACUCAAUCCGGACUCGCCCGCAGAACUCCAGUUCCACCCUGGAGACCUCCUUGUUCACUUCCCUGGCACUCCCCGUGAUCAUCUCGCGGAAACAUUAGGCCCAUAUUUGGCCAUCGCGGAGGCGCAUCGAGCCGAAUGGGAGCCCACAGCAGAGAACACUGGAUAUCCGGAGGAGACGGUGAAUUUCUGGAGGAAGCAGAGUAGUAUGCCCUCGAAUGUUGACAGUACACAUUGGCGGGGUGAAAAUUAG
Messenger RNA from Aspergillus ochraceoroseus IBT 24754, 879 nucleotides. RefSeq lists its product as uncharacterized. Gene Ontology annotation, molecular function: glycosyltransferase activity. The coding region runs from base 1 to 879 and encodes 292 amino acids. Gene Ontology annotation, cellular component: Golgi membrane. Gene Ontology annotation, biological process: protein N-linked glycosylation. The record is from RefSeq and is a predicted model, not a curated record. The transcript is spliced from 2 exons. Lineage: Eukaryota; Fungi; Ascomycota; Eurotiomycetes; Eurotiales; Aspergillaceae.